Lipotes vexillifer (Yangtze River dolphin) is the source of this 261-nucleotide messenger RNA. It is a transcript of the gene SF3B5, whose product is annotated as splicing factor 3b subunit 5. Gene Ontology annotation, cellular component: U2 snRNP; precatalytic spliceosome. Bases 1 to 261 code for a protein of 86 amino acids. Lineage: Eukaryota; Metazoa; Chordata; Mammalia; Artiodactyla; Lipotidae. The record is from RefSeq and is a predicted model, not a curated record. The transcript is spliced from 2 exons. Gene Ontology annotation, biological process: mRNA splicing, via spliceosome.
AUGACGGACCGCUACACCAUCCACAGCCAGCUAGAGCAUCUGCAGUCCAAGUACAUCGGCACCGGCCACGCCGACACCACCAAGUGGGAGUGGCUGGUGAACCAGCACCGCGACUCCUACUGCUCCUACAUGGGCCACUUCGACCUUCUCAACUACUUCGCCAUUGCCGAGAAUGAGAGCAAAGCGCGAGUCCGCUUCAACUUGAUGGAGAAGAUGCUGCAGCCUUGCGGCCCGCCAGCCGACAAGCCGGAGGAGAACUGA